AUGUCGAGUUCCGUGAUUUUUGUUGGUCUCCUGAUCGGGUUUCUGGCUCUGAGUUGUGCUCAGCUUCUGCCUCUGGAAGAAGAAAAUUACGAAACCCUCACUGGAAGAAUAUCAGCCAAAGUUCUUGCCAAGAUGGUGGAGCAGGCUUCUUCAAAUACUUUGCUGACCAAAUUUUCAGCAAUUGAGCUGAAGGGUUUAAAUUUAACUGGAGUUAUACCUGAGGAACUCGGAAAUCUUACACAGUUAGAAAAAAUUGAUUUCACUCGCAACUACAUUAGUGGAUCAAUCCCUGCCAGCCUUUCCCGCUCCCCCAUUCGUUUUCUGUAUCUUUUGGGGAAUCGACUUAGUGGUUUAAUUCCUUCUGGUGACUUUACUUUGCUCAGAGAGUUGGACUUAAAAGACAAUCAGUUUGAAGGCCCUCUUCCGCUAAACCUCGGGAGGUUGACUCAAUUGGAAAGAAUCCUUCUUUCUGGAAACAAUUUUACUGGUACGAUACCAGAAUCGUACAGAAAUCUGAAGAACUUAAUUGAUUUUAGGAUAGGUGGGAGCCAAUUAUCAGGGAAGAUACCUGAAUUUAUUGGAAACUGGAGCAAACUUCAAAAACUGUGA
This is a messenger RNA of Pyrus x bretschneideri (Chinese white pear), 609 nucleotides long. Its product is annotated as probable LRR receptor-like serine/threonine-protein kinase At1g53430. Bases 1 to 609 code for a protein of 202 amino acids. Gene Ontology annotation, molecular function: protein binding. The record is from RefSeq and is a predicted model, not a curated record. The transcript has 8 exons. NCBI's taxonomy places the organism in Eukaryota, Viridiplantae, Streptophyta, Magnoliopsida, Rosales, Rosaceae.